CGUGCCACGUGCGCUAGCCAGAGCCGAUAAGUGAUAUCAGCCCGCUCUCCCCACAGAGUCAGUUCAGCUGCCAGAGGUUCCGAUAUUCCUUGAGCAGGAAGAAGGCAACUGUUGUGGCUACGCCGAAUAUGAAGAGGCACCCUUAACUUGUGGUCACAUUGGACUGGGUUCCCAAAGGCGUUGCUGGCCCUGUGAUGGCCGUUACGAAUCAAUUGCCAGGGGUGAAUGGAGGAAUUACACAGCUAUAAUCCGUAACCGCGCGACUGAUAAGCUGCGCGGGUGUUGAUGAUAAGGACAUGAAGAGACGACGAGUGAGAACUGAUAUCAGCGUUCUUCCAGUAUUUGACUCGCAUAACUGAGCUGGGGGUGUAUGUCUUAUUGCCGGCGCUUUCUCCGGCCUGUUCACUUCUCGUCCUAUGAAUCCCUACGCCCUGCCAUGUCCACCGAAGUCUUUCGCCGAGUAGGCCGCGGCGGCGCCGGCAACUUCUACAGCAAAAAGGACGUCGAAGAGGCCGAGAAGGCCGGCACAGAGGAUCUCGAAGCUCAGAGGGCAACAACGACAACAACGACUUCCGAGGAGACGCUAUCCUUCACUCGCACCCAGACGACCAGCCCCACCAUCACCUCCGCCACUGCACCAAGCUACGGCCGCACCGGCCGCGGCGGCGCAGGCAACUUCGCCCUUCCGAAUCCCAAUGCCGCCCCUCACACAACACCACUGCUGAACCCCAACUCCGCCGCCCCACACCCCGAGGAAGCAGCACCAUCACCACCAUCGCUUCCAGUACCGAAACGUAAAACAGGGGGGCUGAGCGGGCGCGGCGGGGCGGGCAACUGGACGGGCGGAGAGGACGGCACGAAGCAGCAAGAGGAGGAGGACAAGCAGAGGCGGGUGGAGGAGCUGGAGAUGCAGGUGCUGAGGGACGUCGAGGUGGGGUUGGCGCCGCCGCCGAGGGUGUAUCAGACUCAUACUCUCGGCAGUGGGCGGGGCGGCGGGGGUUAGUUAAAUGGUCUUGGAAGAGAGGGAAGGGGGGGCAGGGGGUAAGGGCGUUGCGAGGUAGGAAGAAGUGAGAAUUCAACGGGGACGCGGUAACAGGAGGUAAGGAGGCUCAGGUUAGUCGAAGGGGCCCUUGAGUCGUGAUUCAUGAGUACCAGACGGUUGAAUUUGGAGUUGGCCAAGCAACUAGGAUCGAGUUGGGCCAAACCCGAGGAUAGGGUUUCCGAAACCAUCCCACCCUGGAGUAUGAUCCAAGAUGCUGUCCAGGAAAAGCGGUUUUCCAGAAUAUCAAGAGACGGAAGUGGUGCCGGAACACAGCGUGAAAUCACGUAAUUUACCGUAAAUUACGCCCCGUCCAACGGCCGAAGGCUCCGCACGGCAGCGGCAAAUCCCGACC
Thermothielavioides terrestris NRRL 8126 is the source of this 1394-nucleotide messenger RNA. RefSeq lists its product as uncharacterized. The record is from RefSeq and is a predicted model, not a curated record. Lineage: Eukaryota; Fungi; Ascomycota; Sordariomycetes; Sordariales; Chaetomiaceae. Bases 437 to 1003 code for a protein of 188 amino acids. The transcript has 2 exons.